AUGUUGCCAUUAAGACUCGUCACUACUUCGAUUUUCGUAUUCAUCGUCGUUUAUGCCCAAAAUUGUGAAGACGUGAUCUCGUCGUGCGACGACUUGAAGUCAAUCUGCAUUGGAAGUAUUCUUGAAUAUCAGCUGAAGCAAAUCGUGUCGUUGGCUUCUCAAUUGAACAGCUCAUCAAUUCCAGUUCUUGAGAAUUCACUUCCACAAGUUGAGUCGGAGUUGCCGCUGGUUCUUGGUAAUCAGAAUGGCGAAACUAGCAAGCAACCGUCAUCUGAUUCUGAGACUCUCAUGAAAAAUCUUCCACUUAUCAAAGAAUCUUUGCCUUUAAUUCGAGAAUCACUUCCGCUAAUUCGCGAAUCUCUCCCAUUAAUUCGAGAAUACCUUGACCCAUUGUUUGACAAUGGCAAAACGAGUUGUCAGAAAAAGGAAAUUUGUAAAAGCUGUAAAGCAUGCCCGAAGCUUCGCGAGUCGCUGGUGAGAUUUGUCGAAUCACUGUGCCCCAACACCUGUAGAGUUUGCGCCACAUCAACGGAUCUUGGAACCAAAUCCCAGAAUUUGGCAGCUGUAUAUCUUUAA
Caenorhabditis bovis is the source of this 576-nucleotide messenger RNA. NCBI's taxonomy places the organism in Eukaryota, Metazoa, Nematoda, Chromadorea, Rhabditida, Rhabditidae. The record is from the annotation of a GenBank genome assembly.